Messenger RNA from Mercenaria mercenaria, 978 nucleotides. RefSeq lists its product as uncharacterized. Gene Ontology annotation, biological process: DNA replication, removal of RNA primer. Gene Ontology annotation, molecular function: nucleic acid binding; RNA-DNA hybrid ribonuclease activity. The record is from RefSeq and is a predicted model, not a curated record. Lineage: Eukaryota; Metazoa; Mollusca; Bivalvia; Venerida; Veneridae. The coding region runs from base 1 to 978 and encodes 325 amino acids. The transcript has a single exon.
AUGAUAACCGCCGUGAUAGAAGAUACCGAUGACAAGUCAAUGGUAGCAUUUACAGAUGGCUCAUGUAGAGGAAACCCUGGACCCUGUGGCUCAGGAGCCUUUGUUCUCCUGCCAUAUGGGGAGACAGUAGAGUUGAAACAGCCAGUUUCCAAACACUCUUCAAUACUGGUUGGUGAACUGGUUGCAAUUAAGAUAACGCUGGUCCUUGUCACAGAGGAAAUCAAAAAGCGGCAGAUACAAAAAGUAAAGAUCCUGAGUGAUAGUCAGUCGGCAGUGGGAAUCCUAUCAUUAGGCUGGGAGAACAAUUCACAUCCCCACCUUUGCUCCGAAAUACGCCAACUAUGGAGGCAAGUGGAGGAAACCGGCUGCAAAAUAGACCUCCAGUGGACACCAGGGCAUGCUAACAUACAUGGAAAUGACAAAGCUGACGCCCUUGCUAAAGAAGCAGCCAAGGAGGCUGAAGACAUGGAGGCAGAGGAGUUUGAUCAGCCCACCAGUCAGACAGAGAUACGUGCUGCAGCAUCCCUGGCUACCUGUGACAAGUGGCAACGUAGAUGGGAAAUUUCAGAAAGUGGGCGAACUCUUUUCCAGUACCAACCAAAAGUCAACCGCAACAAAGUAAACUUUGAUGGUCUACCACAUCAAAGAAGCAUAUUAGCGCUACAGAGUGGGUACUGUUUGAAGGACUACAAUUACAAAGUUGGUUUGACUGACUGUCCAUACUGCGAAUGUGGAAGUCGUGAGACAGUGGAGCACUUUUACUGUGAGUGCCCUUUAUACACCAGUGCAAGAGAGAAGGCAAAGAAAGAGAUGUUCCUCUUGACGGGUAUACCAGUCUUCAGUGAGAAGCCUUUCCUAACCAUUGAUGAAAAUGACCCCUACAAAGAAUGGCGACGGGCGAUCAACAACGAACUGAAUGACUUUAUUGAAGCCACCAAGCGUUUUGGAACCCGUGGUCCGAGAAAGUUUCUCGCGUAA